Molecule: messenger RNA, 1065 nt
Organism: Anisakis simplex (herring worm)
Lineage: Eukaryota; Metazoa; Nematoda; Chromadorea; Rhabditida; Anisakidae
Source: the annotation of a GenBank genome assembly
ACUGGAAACGACGAAGUGGCCAAAUAUCCGGAAAUUCCUCGAGCUCAGCUCGAGUUCGUUGAGUGUGUGGGUAAGGGUGGCUUUGGAGAAGUUUUUCGCGGAAAAUGGAGAACAGAAGGAAGAGAGAAAACAGUCGCGAUGAAACGAGUCACCGAGUUCGAAAAAGAGGUGGAAAUUUUAUCCGAAUUUGACCACCCGAAUGUGAUCCAGUUCUAUGGCGUUUCAGAAGUCGAUCUUGGAUACCUUAUUGUGACAGAAUUUGCCGAGGGUGGAUCUUUGUACGAUUACCUUCACAAAUCACAAAAUGCUGUCAGUUUCCGUCAAACGAUCGAUUGGGCAUUGCAGAUAGCAAGUGGAAUUAGGUAUCUGCAUUAUGAGGCGCCUGCGAGAACGAUCCAUCGUGACUUGAAGUCAGGAAAUGUUGUCUUGACUCGUCAACUCGUCUGCAAGUUGUGUGAUUUUGGAGGGUCGAAGAAUUUGACCCAUUCGGAGACGGAAACAUCCCUCCGUGGCACAAUUCCGUGGAUGAGUCCCGAAAUGAUCAGAAGGGACAAAAUAACCACAGCAACAGACGUUUGGAGCUAUGGAGUGGUCCUAUGGGAACUGAUCACGCGAGAGGUGCCCUAUGAAGGUUACAGUGGUUUUUGUAUAUGGAAAUCGGUCACAGAAAAAGGGUCAACUCUCGCUAUACCUGAGCAAUGUCCGGCAGAUUUCAAACGUUUGAUGGAGAACUGUUGGCAAAUGGAUGCAAAGAAACGAUGCAACAUACUUGAAGUGAUCGAUGAGUUAAACGAUAUGCCAAUGAAGACAAUAGCGCGGGGCGAGUUGCAGAAAAUGCGUAAUGAACUGCAAAAGGAAAUGAAACAGAUGGUAAUAAAUGAAUCGAGGAAAUUGCAUGCUGAAGUGUAUGAAACGAUGCGUGAUGAAUUGCAAAGGAUUCGCGAGGAAACUAAACAGGUCAAGCAAGAGGUGUGGGGCGAGUUGCAGAGAAUGCGCAAUGAAUUGCUAAAGGACUUGCAACAGCAACCGACACGCGUACGCGAGCAGACUGAAGAUUUGAGGUAG